Musa acuminata AAA Group (dessert banana) is the source of this 1576-nucleotide messenger RNA. RefSeq names its product coilin-like. The transcript has 6 exons. Bases 257 to 1426 code for a protein of 389 amino acids. Gene Ontology annotation, cellular component: Cajal body. The record is from RefSeq and is a predicted model, not a curated record. Gene Ontology annotation, molecular function: U1 snRNA binding; U2 snRNA binding. Gene Ontology annotation, biological process: spliceosomal snRNP assembly. Lineage: Eukaryota; Viridiplantae; Streptophyta; Magnoliopsida; Zingiberales; Musaceae.
AGCGCACCAACCAUUGUUUGGGUUUUCGCGAGAUGCCACAACACCCGAUGGAAGUUUCCAAGGUGAUUCAGCCAACCCCCUCAUUUUGUCUAGCGUCGAUCGCGCAUGAACUCAAACAGACGUCAAACUGACGUUGACGCCGUCGGUCUCACGUUCCAGGGGAGGAAAGGACGUGAACACGGACAGGUGCGCUUCUCGCCCUCCCCGAGGAGGUGAAAGAAACCCCGCGAGCAACUCCACCGCUUUGGCCUCCCUCAUGGCGGAGCCGAUGAGGGUUCGCGUGGAGUUCGAGGACCAUCGCCGACUGCUCACCAAGUCCCAGCGGAAGGACGGCCUCCACCACUGCUGGAUCCUCCUCGGCCCCCACCUGCCCACCGUCGCUGAUCUCGCCGCCCACCUCGCCCGCUCCUUUGCUCUCCACCGCUCUUGCCCGCGCGGCAUCUGCCUCUACAUGGAUGAAUUUGUCUUACCUCCAUUUGAAUCAACCAGCAUCUUCAGGGACAAGGAUAUCAUCAGGGUGAGAAAGAAGGCUUGUAAACAGAGGCAGCUUCUUGGGACAUGUAACAGUGCAUAUUUCAUGCAAGAUUCUGAGAAUGUUGUGAAACAAUGCAUGCAAAUUGAUAAGAACCUUCUCGUUCAUCCAGAUCUCCCCGUGAACUCACGGACUAAUAAAAGAAACAAAGGAGAGGGUAGCUGUGAUUUUCAACAGAACACAACAAACAUCCAUGCAAUUUUGAGUGAAGAGACAAACUUGAAAAAAAAGGAGCAUAUGAACAAGACUCGGAUGUUGAAGAGAAGGAAAUUAAAUCCAAGCAACACUGAAAAGCCUAUCAUAACUGCUGAGCCAAAUGAGAACGUUCUAUUCGAAAAGAAUGAACGCUUUGUUCGGAAGAGAAGCAGCUUAAGGAGAAUUUUAAAUAGGAAAGAUGGGACAUCUGAUGGAGAUGGCAGAUGUGAUUCACUCAUUUCAAACAGGCUUCAUCAGGCGCAUGCAAACUAUUGUAGAAGUCAGCCUGAAUCUCAUGCUAAUGGCAAAGCAGAACAGAGUGAAUACCCUUUGCUUGUGGAUGUCGGUUUGUUGAAAGCAAUUUCUACGAGUGAUGGAAGCAAGAUGGCUGCACCAGCAAACAACUGGGAAGUAGCAGUAUCAGUAGCAAGAGCCAAGGAGUCGAGUACUCAUGUCACAGAGCCAAUGCCAAAUUCUGACUGGGGGCAAAUGCAGCAGUGUUUGAGUGAGGGAAUGAAGACUCGGCUUCAGGAGAAUAGAUGGGAUUGCUGGAUAGCAAAUAAGAUUAGUGCAACUCCCUGGCCAUGGGCGGUGAGUGGGAGAGGUGCAGUAGGGACUGCUGAUGGAUCUUUUCGAGGAAAAUGGCGCAAUCGUGCUCCUGCCAAGUAUGUUACUAAUCUCAAAUCUUCCAAGUCUUAGUCUUUUAUGGGAUUUGCUUCCCAUUUAUGUAUAUAUUUUAGUAGUAUGUCAAUACGUUAGGAAACUGAGUUGUGGAAUUUGUUAGGGAUUACAAGAGUAGUUUAACCUAAAUCUUGGUUUCUUUUGCUUAAAAAUUUCAUAUUUUCUGCA